Messenger RNA from Jaculus jaculus (lesser Egyptian jerboa), 1502 nucleotides. It is a transcript of the gene Nfkbia, whose product is annotated as NFKB inhibitor alpha. NCBI's taxonomy places the organism in Eukaryota, Metazoa, Chordata, Mammalia, Rodentia, Dipodidae. The transcript is spliced from 6 exons. The coding region runs from base 32 to 976 and encodes 314 amino acids. Gene Ontology annotation, molecular function: protein binding. The record is from RefSeq and is a predicted model, not a curated record.
ACGAGCGUCCCAGCGCACCGGCGAGCGCGCCAUGUUCCAGCCAGCCGAGCACGCCCCGGAGUGGGCCAUGGAGGGGCUCCGGGAUGGGCUGAAGAAGGAGCGGCUGCUGGAUGACCGCCACGACAGCGGCCUGGACUCCAUGAAGGACGAGGACUACGAGCAGAUGGUCAAGGAGCUGCGGGAGAUCCGCCUCGAGCCCCAGGAGGCGCCGCACAGCGCCGAGCCCUGGAAGCAGCAGCUCACGGAGGACGGAGACUCGUUCCUGCACUUGGCCAUCAUCCACGAAGAAAAGACACUGACCAUGGAAGUGAUUCGUCAGGUGAAAGGAGACCUGGCCUUCCUUAACUUCCAGAACAACCUGCAACAGACUCCACUCCACUUGGCUGUGAUCACUAACCAGCCAGAAAUUGCUGAGACACUUCUGGAAGCUGGCUGUGAUCCUGAGCUCCGAGACUUUCGAGGAAAUACACCCCUACACCUUGCCUGUGAACAGGGCAGCCUGGCCAGUGUGGGCGUCCUGACGCAGACCUGCACACCUCAGCAUCUUCACUCCAUCCUGCAGGCCACCAACUACAACGGCCACACGUGUCUGCACUUAGCCUCCAUCCAUGGCUACCUGGGCAUCGUGGAGCUUUUGGUGUCCUUGGGUGCCGAUGUCAAUGCUCAGGAGCCCUGUAAUGGCCGGACCGCCCUCCACCUUGCAGUGGACCUGCAGAAUCCUGACCUGGUGUCACUCUUGUUGAAGUGUGGGGCUGAUGUCAACAGAGUCACAUACCAGGGCUACUCCCCCUACCAGCUCACCUGGGGCCGCCCAAGCACCCGGAUACAACAGCAGCUGGGCCAGUUGACCCUCGAAAAUCUUCAAAUGCUGCCCGAGAGCGAGGAUGAGGAGAGCUAUGACACAGAGUCGGAGUUCACCGAGGAUGAGCUACCCUAUGAUGACUGUGUAUUUGGAGGCCAACGUCUGACAUUAUGAGUGGAAAGUGUCAAAAAUAACAAAGACUUGUAUAUUUGUACAAAAAGAGAGUUUUAUUUUUUUAAAAAAAAGAAAAGAAAAGAAAAGAAAAAUAAAGGGUACGCUUACCACUAUACCACACACUCCCUGACCCUGAACGUUUUACUAUUGGGAAUCAGCCCUGAGUUUUUAAAAAUACUUUUUUUGUGAAAUUUUGGGAAGCAAAGAUCAUUGGAAUCAAAAAGAAAAUUCUGUAAAGUUCAUCUUUUGUGGGGAUUUUGAAGAAGGUUAUCCAUAUCGGAUGAAAGGACCAUGUUUUAUUUAUUACUGUUCUUUUGGGCGAGCUGCCUGCCUACCAUAGCUUUAGCAGCUGACUCCUGUUGUGUUCUGAUGUGUAAGAACCAGGUGUUUGGUGGUGUGUGGUUAAAAGUCACUACCUACUAAGGCUUGUGUUACCCUCUUGUAAAUGGUGUAUAUAGGAUAUUUUGUUGGUAAUUAUUUUGGUACUUUUAAGAUGUAUAUUUAUUAAACAGAUUUUUGCAAACAG